This is a messenger RNA of Dipodomys spectabilis (banner-tailed kangaroo rat), 1977 nucleotides long. It is a transcript of the gene Mpp3, whose product is annotated as membrane palmitoylated protein 3. Bases 25 to 1782 code for a protein of 585 amino acids. The record is from RefSeq and is a predicted model, not a curated record. Gene Ontology annotation, cellular component: cell-cell junction; plasma membrane. NCBI's taxonomy places the organism in Eukaryota, Metazoa, Chordata, Mammalia, Rodentia, Heteromyidae. Gene Ontology annotation, molecular function: protein binding. The transcript is spliced from 18 exons.
GAGAGCUCAGGAACCGGCAUAGGCAUGCCAGUGCUGUCAGAGGACUCUGGUUUGCAUGAAACCCUGGCGCUGCUGACCUCGCAGCUCAGGCCUGACUCCAACCACAGGGAAGAGAUGGGCUUCCUGAGGGAUGUUUUCAGUGAGAAAAGCCUGGGCUACCUGAUGAAGAUUCAUGAGAAGCUGCGUUAUUAUGAGAGGCAAAGUCCAACCCCAGUUCUGCACAGCGCUGUGGCCCUCGCAGAAGAUGUGAUGGAGGAGCUGCAGGCCGCCUCCGUGCACAGCGAGGAGAGGGAGCUGCUGCAGCUGCUGUCCACCCCCCACCUCAGGGCUGUACUGGUGGUACAUGAUACAGUGGCCCAGAAGAAUUUUGACCCUGUUCUGCCUCCCCUGCCUGAUAAUCUUGAUGAGGAUUUUGAUGAGGAAUCAGUGAAGAUUGUUCGCCUGGUGAAGAAUAAGGAGCCAUUGGGUGCCACCAUCCGUCGGGAUGAGCAUUCAGGGGCUGUGGUCGUGGCUAGGAUCAUGCGAGGGGGUGCAGCAGACCGGAGUGGACUGGUGCACGUUGGUGAUGAGCUCCGAGAAGUGAAUGGAAUCGCAGUGCUGCACAAGCGGCCAGACGAGAUCAGUCAGAUUCUGGCCCAAUCCCAGGGCUCUAUCACCCUCAAGAUCAUCCCAGCCACCCAGGAGGAGGACCGCUUCAAGGAGAGCAAGGUGUUCAUGCGCGCUCUCUUCUACUAUGACCCCCGGGAGGACCGAGCCAUCCCCUGCCAGGAGGCGGGCCUUCCUUUCCAGCGGAGGCAGGUCCUGGAAGUGGUGAGCCAGGAUGACCCCACAUGGUGGCAGGCCAAGAGAGUAGGGGACACCAAUCUUCGAGCUGGCCUCAUCCCUUCCAAACAGUUCCAGGAGAGACGACUAAGCUACCGGAGAGCCACGGGUACCCUGCCAAGCCCUCAGAACCUCAAGAAGCCCCCUUACGAUCAGCCUUGUGAGAAAGAGACCUGCGACUGCGAGGGAUACUUCAAAGGGCACUAUGUGGCUGGUCUUCGGAGAAGCUUCCGCCUGGGUUGCAGAGAGAGGCCAGGUAGCUCACAGGAAGGGAAGAUGUCAUCAGGAGCUGAGUCUCCAGAGCUGCUGACCUAUGAGGAGGUGGCCAGGUACCAGCACCAGCCCGGCCAGCCGCCCCGCCUGGUUGUUUUGAUUGGGUCUCUGGGAGCCCGACUGCAUGAGUUGAAGCAGAAGAUGGUAGCUGAGAACCCACAGCACUUUGGCGUUGCUGUUCCACAUACCACAAGGCCCCGGAAAAGCCAUGAGAAGGAAGGGGUGGAAUACCACUUUGUCUCUAAGCAAGCAUUUGAGGCCGACUUACAUCACAACAAGUUCCUGGAACAUGGUGAAUAUAAGGAAAAUCUCUAUGGAACCAGCCUGGACGCCAUUCAGGCAGUUAUGGCCAAAAACAAAGUUUGCUUGGUGGAUGUGGAACCGGAAGCACUGAAACAGCUGAGAACCUCAGAGUUCAAACCCUAUAUUAUACUUGUAAAGCCUGCGAUUCAGGAGAAAAGGAAGACACCACCUACGUCCUCGGCGUGUGAUGACACAGCAGCCACACUUGAUGAAGAGCAGCAGGAGAUGGCCGCCUCUGCUGCCUUCAUCGAGCAGCACUAUGGGCAUCUGGUGGACACCGUGCUGGUGAAAGACGAUCUGCAGGGGGCCUGCGCCCAGCUCAGAGUGAUCUUAGAGAAAAUGAGCAAGGACUCUCACUGGGUCCCCAUUAGUUGGGUCAGGUAACUCAUUUCCAGAACAUACAGGCUGGAGGAGACCUCAAAGGCCAUGUUGUCCAGCCUCUUUUCCUUUACCACCAAUGACUGAAGUGCGGAGAGGGGCAGACAUUUCCACAGACUCCAUCCUCAAGAAGAGUUGAAGUGGGGAGCCUUAUUUAUGUUUUUUUUCCUCUGUGUGUGUGUCUGUAUAUGCACACGUGAG